Molecule: messenger RNA, 4615 nt
Organism: Magallana angulata
Lineage: Eukaryota; Metazoa; Mollusca; Bivalvia; Ostreida; Ostreidae
Exons: 5
Coding region: 469-2553 (694 amino acids)
Source: RefSeq, a predicted model, not a curated record
AAUUUUUACCACAUUCCGGAUUGCGUUAAACAACGCAAUGUAGCUAAAACAAAAAAAAACAUCAUUAAUUAAAGUAUUAAAAACGGUCUUUAUGUAAUAUCGUUUUUAUAUAUUGUAUCAAAAUAGCCUGUUGUUAUUUGUGCCUCCAUCGAGUUCGGUGUUUUGAAAGUCCGUAGUCUAAAAAUAGAUUGUGACGUCUGCUUUCACAUUCGGCAUCGGAAAGAUGACAGAUACCGCAAACUGAGUAAACCAUGUAAACAGCCGUAAAAUGCUUCAUGUAAAUAUGAUUAGCAGUGUUUUGCAUACUCACAUAACAUUGUUUUGUAAGUUAUAGGCUUAUUAUUUACUUGUAAACUUAGCAGUGUAUUUGAUCUGUCACUGUGACGUCUGCUUUCACAUUCGGCAUCGGAAAGAUGACAGAUACCGCAAACUGAGUAAACCAUCUAAACAGCCGUAAAAUGCUUCACGAUGCCUCGCAAUGAGAGAAACAACUUUAACUGUGUCUGUUGCACCAAGCGAGUGAGACCAAGGGACAGGAAAACAGUUAACAAAGACAUCUGCAAAUAUUUACAGAAAAAGUUUCUUAUUUCUGCUCCGAAUAGGUCCAUAAUUUGUAACAGAUGCCGUCAUGUAUAUAGAAAGGAACGUUCCAAGACUGCUAGCAUCCACCAGAGAAUGCAGCUCUCAGACACUGACAGUGAUGAUGAUUUUCAACACCAAGAACCUCUGCAGACUUCAAAAAAACCAGCAACACAGACCAGUCCACCAUCCAUUCAUUUACCAAUUUCAUCAACAGUAAAGAGCCAUGCAUACUGUUUUAUCUGUAAACGACCUGGCCCUAAGUUGGUUGUAGUGCCAUCAGAUUCUAGACUUUCUGUGUUUGUUGAAAAAAAUAUACUGAUUGCAGAAGGAAACAGAUGUUGUCCAAAUCAUUUACAAGAUGGAGUCCUUACUCCAGAGGCCCUUCAAAAUCUGAAGACAACUGACCACAUAUUCUUAAAUAAACACUCUGUGCUAGAUCUCCUAGGUAAAAUGCGUCACCUUUGUCAGACAAACAAAUCUCACAGACUCAAUUUUGAUAGCAGAGACGACCUUAGCGACGAGGAUUACAUUUCUCUCACUGGCCUGAGCAAGGAAAAUUUUCAUAUCCUGUUCGAAACUGUACAUGACCUGAUAAAGAAUACUCCAACCAGAAGCUCCAAAACAACAUUGGCUAUAUUCCUGUGCAAACUAAAUUCCGGACUUUCCAACAGAUUUUUGGCUACAUUAUUCAAUCUUACAAAAUCCAGUUUACGGAGAGCAGUGAAAACAGCCCGUCAAGCUCUUAUGGAAAAUUUUGUUCCCUACCAUCUUGGUUUUCAACAUGUGACUCGGGAAGAACUAAUUCAAGACCACACUCGUCCUCUUGCUGCGUCUCUCUUUGGAACUUCUGGAAAGGAAGCAAUACUGGUCCUUGACGGAACGUACAUUUACAUUGAUAAAAGUUCGAACUUUCAUUUUCAAAGAAGAUCCUACAAUGUACACAAAGGCAGGCCUCUUUUAAAACCAAUGGUCAUUGUAUCAACAUCUGGUUACUUCGUAUCUGUUCUUGGUCCAUACCUUGCUGACAGUAAAAACAAUGAUUCAUCCAUACUUAAUCAUAUCAUUAGGACCAAUGCAGAAGACAUUCAGAAAUGGAUCCAAGAAGAUGACAUUUUUAUUGUCGACCGAGGGUUCAGAGAUGCGAUUCCUCUUCUUCAAGAUCUUGGUAUCCAAGCAGAAAUGCCCAAGUUCAUGAUAAAAGGCCAAAAACAACUGUCCACAGAAGAUGCGAAUUCGAGUAGACUAGUGACCAAAGUUCGAUGGGUAGUGGAAUCAGCUAACGCUCGCAUCAAGAGAUGGAAAUACCUGGAGAAAGUGCUUCCUACGAACCAGAUCCCUUAUAUUGGAGAUUAUGUUAGGAUAAUUUGUGCCAUCUCCAAUAGGUUUCUGCCUCCUCUAUCCUCAGCUCAAGAGGAUGAUUCAGCAGUUGCUGCGAGAAUGUUGCAGCUCAGUCACCAGGUCAACAGUCUGAAGGAGCGUGUUGAGGCAGAAGAGUUGGAUGGUAGGAAAUCAUCUGUGUGGAUCGAUGCAUCUACAGUACAUGACUUUCCAAAGCUCACAGAACAACAACUCCGUGAAAUGACGUGUGGUUCGUACCAACUCAAGCUCUCAAGAUGCUACAUUAAGGAACAUAUUGAUGGAAAUCAUGACAUUCUCAUACACAGAGAAGACCGUCACCUUUUGAAAGUAAAAAUGCAAAGUAGGCAUGUAUCAUCCAAAGCACACAUCUUGUGGAUCUCCUUCAAUGAGACAGAGGUUACAGCAUGGUAUUGUCGAUGUAAAACCGGUGCACGAGUAGUUGGGGUGUGCGCACACAUUGCUGCAGUACUUUGGUACCUUGGAUAUGCAAGGCACAUCCAGGACUCCAAGAACAUUGGUGUAAGAAACUGGGCAGAAUAUGUUGAGGAUGCAGCCAAUGUGCCAGAGGUGAUAGAUACAUCUGAUAGUGAUGACAGCAUUAUUGAAGAAUGAACAUUUUGUUACAGGGGGGUUUCUUAUGUACAUGUACUCUUGAUAACUUUGAAUUCAUCAAUUUUCAGUGUAUAACCUUAUGCUUUAAAUGUAUGUGAAAUUAGGAAUUUAUCUAACACAUAAGAGCAAACUGAACAAGUAUCAUUAUUAGAUAUCAUUUUAUUGGCAUUUGAGGUGGGUGACAUGCCAGUCGCUAACCUCAAGUCUCAGUUGAAAACCACUGUAAAUAAUGAAUGAAGUGUUCUUCAAAACUGACAUUUGUAAAAUUCCCCUACAUGUUAUUUUGUAAAAGUUUAUUUUAUUUUAAAAAGAAUAUAAAAGGGUUUAACCUUUUUUUCUUUUUUAAAAUAAUAUUUUUUUUUACAUUUUUCUAAUCUACUGAUUAGUCAUUUUUAUUAGUUUAUUCUGUGAUUAAACUGAUAACUUCUUUGCAAUCUAAAUGUUUUUCUUACAAAUUGCACUGUAAAGAAACUUCUACAGAUAAGUUAUUCAUAUACCGGUACAUGUCAUUCUAAGUCUAAAUAUGUGAAUAUAUGCAGAAUGUGAGAUGCAAAGCUGUACAUUAUGUGUACCAAAUUAAUGAAAUAUACAUAUAUAUAUUUAUUUACAAUUUUAUUGUCUUAAACAAAAUGUAUUAAUGUUAUGUUGUAUAAUGGUAUUGACUUGUGAUUACCUGAUUGGAAAUCAAUAUGACAUAUAUGUUCUACUGGUCAGUACCUCAGUAUGCGAGUUAAGGUUCUGUGGAGCAUGCAGUAUAAUCAAUUUAAGGUGGUAUGGGACACUUCCAUUUUCUUACGUAUUGUUUAUCGAAAUAAAGAAUAAAAACCAGUAUAGUUAUAUAAGUAGUUUCUUUCCCAAUAUUGUCACCUUACAGCGUAGUGUAGUGGGUUAGAGGGUUUACUACGAAUCUGUAAGUCAUGAGUUCGAUUCCUGCUGGGGGUUUUACAAUUUUUACCUCUCGUAAUAUUUUUAAAAAAAAUUUUGUUAAAUAUUGUAGAAUUUGAAAAUUCUAAACCAAUGAAAGUAGUUCAAUUUUAGUGUACUUUAAUCCACAUUAAUAUCAACAGAUGUCCCAUACCACAUUAAGCCAUCCUUGCUAGUACACUACAGUAUGUGUAUUCAAGUAAAUCUUGUAUUAAUAAAUUGUAAUUAUAAUUUCAAAUAUUUACAUUAAAUAAAAUAAUGGAAAAAUAAUAUCAAUAAAUAUGUAAUAAUUGUUACCUAAAGUUGGUGAUUGGUUAACUUUUAAAUCUUAUUAAAUAAUUUGGUACAAAGAACUGAUUAAUAUCUUAUGUUCCUUUAUGAAUUACAUGUGUAGCAUAUCACUGUGCUUCUUAAAAUCAAAUUGGCAUCUUAAUGUUAAGAAUUAGACAUGUUUAUAAUUAAACACACUUUAGUCUUAUCGUGAUAAAAUAUUCAUGUUAAAGAUGUUGUAAUGUUUUGAUUUUAACUAUGAAUGGUUAUAUUUCCCAAAUCAGUUCUUAUUAAUGAUUAAUUAAAUCAUAAACAUUUAUGCAUUACUUUAAUAUGUAAUAAAUGAAUUCAUAUUUACUGUUACCAUGUUUUCAGGGCUUUCUUUUGUAUGUUAGCUGAAGCCUGUACUUACCAACCUGACAAAUACUGAUUCUUGCACAUUUAAAAUUAUUUCUCACCAGUAACAGGUGGUGUGCAAGAACUUUUUUUUGACUGCUCAUUGUUGAUUGAAAAGAUGGUGUUAUAAAAUCUUAAUAGUGUGAAUUUUAUCGAACUUAUAUAAAAUUCAAAUACAUACAACACAUUUGGAAUACUUACGAAAGUAUUUUCCGCGUAUCUAUAUGCAGCUGAUAUGAACAUGAUGAAGUCGCGUCAUUUUAGUAAUCUUACAGGAAAAAAUAGACGCCGAAUAACUUAACAAACCCAACUAGUAGCACAUUCCGGAUUUAAAUAUGAAUGUAAAAAAUACAUCUAUACUACACUCACGCUUUUUGGUCUUAAAUAUAAAGAUGUACAAUGACACGAAAAAUGCACAAUAUCAUCACAUGUAAGUUAACAGUUUAUAUUGACAUUAUUUUCAUUGAUGUGU